Colletotrichum truncatum is the source of this 1725-nucleotide messenger RNA. RefSeq lists its product as uncharacterized. The record is from RefSeq and is a predicted model, not a curated record. Gene Ontology annotation, molecular function: acetyl-CoA transmembrane transporter activity. Lineage: Eukaryota; Fungi; Ascomycota; Sordariomycetes; Glomerellales; Glomerellaceae. Gene Ontology annotation, cellular component: membrane.
AUGAGCGUCCGAACACGCCGUAACAAGUCCGUCAAGCGCAAAGCUUUGGCCGAUCUAGCUGUAGACACAAACGGCACAAACGGCCACGCCAACGGCGAUAUGAAUCAGAACAACGUUGAAUACAGACGGAAGGCUACGACCCCCGGCUCCGACGCCGUCACCGCGAACCUCAUGUCGCGUGAAACCUUCACUCUCGACGACCCCGUCCCCAAGACUCCCAUCGCGAACAACCAUGGCUUCUUCGAGUUGCCCGUGCAGGACCAGCGCAACUUUCUCCUUCUGGUGCUCCUGUACUUUCUGCAGGGCGUGCCCAUGGGCUUGGCCGGUGGUUCCGUCCCGUUCCUCAUGAAGGACCACAUGUCUUACAGUGAGAUUGGAAUAUUCAGUCUGGCCUCGUAUCCUUACUCGCUGAAGCUCCUGUGGAGUCCCAUAGUUGAUGCAGUGUGGAGUCCCAAGGUCGGGCGCAGAAAGAGCUGGAUUCUUCCCAUUCAGGUUCUCUCUGGUUUGGGAAUGCUGUGGCUUGGUUCAACCGUCGAGAACAUGAUGGCGACCACCGGCAAGCCCGGUGGUCCUACCGUAUGGAACUUUACCUGGUGGUGGUUCUUCCUGGUGUUAAUGUGUGCCACCCAAGAUAUUGCCGUAGACGGCUGGGCGUUGACCCUCUUGACGCCCGGAAAUGUCUCGUAUGCGUCCACUGCGCAGACCGUUGGUUUGACUGCUGGCCACUUCUUGUCGUACACGGUGUUCUUGGCAUUCAACUCCAAGGAUUUUGCCAACCGCUACUUCCGCAGCACCCCUCUUGACCACGGAUUGAUGUCCCUCGGCGGCUACCUCACAUUCUGGGGUUGGGCCUACAUUGCCAUCACCAUUGGCCUGUCUCUUUUCAAGCGCGAGGACAAGACCAAGAACGAGGAUGGCAUCUGGGACGUGUAUAAAAUCAUGUGGGGCGUUCUUAAGCUCAAGAACAUUCAGACCAUUAUCAUCGUCCACCUUAUUGCCAAGAUUGGCUUCCAGGCCAACGAUGCCGUCACCAACCUCAAGCUCAUCGACAAGGGAUUUGGCCAAGAGAAUAUGGCUCUGACGGUUCUGAUCGACUUUCCCUUUGAGAUUGCCCUUGGUUACUACGCUGGCAAGUGGUCUCAGGAGUACACUCCUAUGCGCCUGUGGUGCUGGGGCUUCAUGGGCCGUCUGGUUGCUGCACUCAUCGCACAAUUCACCGUCACCAUCUUCCCAGCUGGCGGUGUGACUUCCUGGUACAUGCUGGUAGUCAUUGGCGAGCACGUCUUCUCGACCUUUACCAACACGGUCAUGUUUGUCGCCGUCUCAGCCUUCCACGCUAGAAUCGCAGACCCCGUCAUUGGCGGCACCUACAUGACCCUUUUGGCCACCGUCUGCAACCUCGGCGGUACAUUCCCGCGGUUCUUCGUCCUCCGCCUUGUUGACUACUUCACUGUUGCAACCUGCCACCCCGGCAAACCAGCAGACCUCGGGGCUCUCAAAGGUCCUGUCGUCACCGACUCCUUCUCGUGUUCCCUUCAGCCCGAUAAGGAGAGGUGCGUCAACGGCGGCGGCACAUGCGAGAUGGUGCGUGAUGGUUACUACUUUGUCAACAUCUUGUGCGUCGUCUUUGGCGUCGUCACCUUUAUGUUGUACAUCCGCCCCAAAGUCCUGCACCUGCAGUCGCUCCCCAUGAGGGCAUGGCGUCUCUCAAACUCCAGGCAGUAA